GUAGCGCGCGUACACCGCGAGUAAUCCCCAGUCGGCCAGCAGCAUUUUAGCAGUAGAACACACUUAACCAGUAGUGUCGGUGCAGCUCUAACACACAUUCAUAUAUAUAUAUAUAUUACCUUAUAUAUAAUUUUUUUUUCAUAAAAAAAAAAAUAAAUAAAUAAUAACAAUAAUAAUUUAGCUGACCUAUUUUCAUAACUGUUUUCCACAAUACAUGCUAUUAAAUAUUAUAUACAUCGAGUUCAUCAUGCGAUACAAUUCACGUGCUUAGCAUAAAAUCGUUGUCGUGUCUUCUCUCCUAUAUACGAGGAUUACGCGUCGUUUUUAAAUUCGUACAUAAUAAAAAUAACAUUCCACGCAAAAAACGAUCCGAUUAAAUACUACAACACAAUAUUGUUAUAAACGCAUAAUAUUAUAUUAGUAUUGUUGUCAUUACUAUCGUCAACGACUCCCGCCUUGUAUUGCAAUUAUACAUAUUUUUAACCGUAUCGUAGAUGACAUAAAUUGUAUAGCAUUAUCUAUAAAAUUAUCGAUAUAACACAUAUAAAUACAAAAUAUAAACUUAAUUACAUAAUAUACAGAAUAACUCGAUUAUAGUGACUCUCAUCAAUAUAUAAGUAAAUAAGCCACGCGAAAGAAGCUGAUAUAACCGCUACGAUAGAACCGUAGAUACAGUUUGCUGUCAAAGUCGUCCAAACAGCUUUCAAAAUUAACCGCUCACGAGAAAGGGGUAUGGGCAAAGGAGAUAAAAAGCCUACGUCCCAGAAUAGUGCUGGUUCGAACAUAGUGGGCAAGUUUACUCAGAGUGUCAGACGAAUAGUACAAGACGUCAAGGACGAAGGCACUGCUAGUGGUCAGACUAAAGAAGAAGUCAUAGAAACAAAUGAAAGAUUGAGAGCAGUACGAAUUCGUUUAGAGGAAUCUUAUGAUACGGCUAAAAAGUCACUCAUUACACUAAUGACUAAGUACACAGAGAGUAAGUCAACACGAAAUGUCUUCCAAAGGUACAAUCUUCUGAAAGCCAUGAUUAAGGAAGUUAUACGAUUGGAAACACAAUAUUGGACAUUGGUCGAGAUACCCAAACAAGAGAAACAAGAAACGGUACCAUCAUUUGUGCUAAGAGCGUGUGGGAUUGUGGAAAAAUCGCAAAAGUCGGGUGAAGGUGUCAAGUCUACGGCUAAACUAGCUGAAGAAGAUGAAAAGAAACGAGAACGUAUUGAUAGACUUUGUGACAUGACGACGGCUCAAAUUGAAGCAGAGAAUACACAAAUGACAAAUGACCUUUACCGAUUGUUAAAGAAAUACACUGGUCUAAGAAAUCUUAUAAGAGAACUGAAGGUAGAAUAUGUCAACUCAAAAGUGUACCCGAUAUUUCCACGUUACAAUAUACUGAAAGACUUAAUAAAGGACAUCAUGCAUCAUCAGGAAUACAUGGAAGUCUGCCACGAAGUUGAUGCUGUAUAACGAGGGACGAAGAAGGACGACGCACAAAUUUUUUAUACGCACACAUAAUAAAUUAAAUAUAAAAAUGAAUAUAUACACGGCAUUUAUUUAAAUUUAUGACCGACUAACAAAAUAAAAUCAGAGCGUUGUGUGCUAGUAUAUAAUAUAUUUUUGUGUGUAAAUAUAAGUGUGUGUUAAACUUGUGUGAUUAUAAGCGUAUGUGUGUGUGUGACUCGUGUGUAUGUGUGUGUGCGCGCGCGCGUGUGUGUGUGCAUGUGUUUUUUAUCUGAAUCGUGCCAAGCUACAUUUUAUUUCAACAUUUUUCCUGCAUACUUUUCGUCAUUUAAAUAAUGUGUUCCCACAAAAUUUGAAGAUACCUAUGGGUAUCAUCACAUUUGCUUUUAUCGCAUUUUACCAUUAUCGACGGAAAAAAUUCGAUGUCUCAUUUUCGUUUUUUUUCCCCCGAGGAGAAAACCCAAUUUUAUGACGUUUUUCAAUAUUUCCCUUUUCGUCACUGCUAUAUUUCAUUCUAUUCAUCAACUGAUAUCCGAAUAAUAUUGACAUUAUUAAUGCUAUACUAUGAAUAAGUCGAUUUUAAAUAAUAUACUUAUAAUAAUGAUGACUAAUUAUUUAUACGCCAUAUGUAAUAUUUAAUCAUGUAAUUAUAUUAUAUUUAAUUAAUUUAAAAUUGAUAAAAAUAAUUGAAUUUUUUGAAAAGAAAAAACUUAAGUCUGUUAUAUACAAUCGUAUAUACCGUGUAAACUCGACAGCGUUUCGUGGUGUAAUCAUAAUAUAUACCUAAUAUAAUAUAUUGUAAAGAAUAUAUUUAUUUUUUUUUUUUUUUUUGGAAAACGAAAAAACGCUUAAUCAUAAAUCAUAAUAUUAUAAUAUAAUAUAUACCUACCUACUAUUACAAUACUAUUGUGAUCUUCCGUGCCCUAUUGGACGUUAUGAUUUUAUACGCAUAAAUUAUUAUACUGUUAUUGAUAAUGAUUCAACGACAAGGAGACGUGAACUUACCGACGUGUUAUUAUAUUAGAAGGCUACCCCGCGUCCCUUGUAAAUAUUGUUAAAAAAAAAAAAAGAAAAAUCGCGCGCGCCUUUUUCAAUGCAAAACCAGUACGCCGAUCGUGUGGUAUGCACGUAAUUGUUACAAAUUUCUAGUGAGUCUAAUAGUAUUCGAGUGUAGUUAAUAACGCAAUCAGAUUAAUGAGGGGUGCUCGAAAGUCGCCACACAAUCUCAUCGAUAACAAUGUUUCUUCCGGCGGACACGUCGACGGUACGAUUUCAUUUAACCGUAUCGUCGGGAGCAAUGUAGUAGGCCACUAAACUUGCACCAAAAACCGUUGUGGACCGUGUCUGUUGUAUUUAUACAACAGUGACCGCAGUCGAAUUGAAUACGAUUGCGUUCGAUACACUAUGCUUUUAUGCUAUAGUAGCGAAUUACUUUUUUUUUCUUUCUCUCGUUCAUUUUAUACCAGUGAUAUUGUGCAUGUGACUUUUAAAUUAUUAUAAAAUAUAUCAAUUAAAAACUUUUCACCGGAACAUUAAAAAAUAAAAAAGCUAACACAAACUUAAGAAAUCGUAUUCUUUUAUAAUCAGAUGUUAUUCUAUUUUACGAAUACGACAUUAUAUAAUAUAUAAAUUGUAUGCAUACGUAAAACGUCACAUAAUGAUACUCAUCAUCAACAGUUGGUAAUUUUUUUAUUAGUUGUUGUUUGUAUCAAAUAAAAUUGUAUAAUCAAAUUUACAUUUAUAAAGCUCAAAUUCUCUUCUUUCCCACUUAAAAUAAUUUCUUAUUUUAUGCAAAUUUAACCAUGAUCAAAAAUUGAAUAAAUAUUAUACACAUAUUAUACUCAUACAGUUCUUGGAUACUAUAUCAUACAUUUUGGUGAUCUCUAUUUGAAAUAAAUGAAAAAAAAAAGAUUCACUAUGUGUGGUAUACUUAAAAAUGUGUACUUUUAUUUAAUUAUUUAUCUAAUUUUAUUAACAUUAGAAAAAUUACAUACCAAUGGAUAUUACAUGUACCUAAUACAAAAUUUAAUAUUCCAACUCGUGUAACACUAAGCUGUAGCUACAUGAAGACUCCUCUGACCUAUUACCUAUACCUACAUAAUAAAUUGUAUAAUGUUUUAUUAUCAUUAUCAACCCCUGAUAAAUUAAGGUUCAUGGGCCAUGUUUUUAAAACAAUUAAUAUCGAAGAAAUAUUGUUAUCGACCUUAAAAAACAUAUCGUUUUUCUUUUCCUUUUUAGUGUUAACAAAAAAAAUGUCCAAACAUAAUAAAACCCUUCACAUACCACCACGUUGUUCUAUUCGGCGUAAUUCCAAAAAAAAAAAAAAAAUAAUAAUAACAAUUUGUUUUAAAAUAAUAAACUAUUAUGUUAUAAUAUAGUGAGUUUUUACACGAAUUUUUUUUUUAAUAUUUAUUAUUUAAUAACAAUAUUAUUAAAUUAUUUACCAAACACAAUUGUUAUUGUUGAUUAUAUUAAUAAUAUGAAAUUAUGCUUACCUAACUUCGAAAAUGUACUCGUAUAUCGUAUUUGCCAUUUGGUACGUAUUAUAAUAACUUAACUUGUAGAACUAUAAUAUAUUAUAAUAAAUAAAUUGUAAACGUGGAGAUAUUUUUUUACGUUUAAGUAAGAAAAUCCCACUUAGUUAUCUUUUGUUUUAUUUCGGUUGUGCAUAUAUAGAAUAUAAUAUAGUUUAGUAUUACCUAAUCUAGUCAAACAAUCUUGUUUAACACGUAAUUAGUUUUUUAGCAUAUUAUAUUAAUAUUGUUAUCUGCUCGAACUAUUGA
This is a messenger RNA of Aphis gossypii (cotton aphid), 4241 nucleotides long. RefSeq lists its product as uncharacterized. NCBI's taxonomy places the organism in Eukaryota, Metazoa, Arthropoda, Insecta, Hemiptera, Aphididae. The record is from RefSeq and is a predicted model, not a curated record. The transcript is spliced from 7 exons. Bases 733 to 1464 code for a protein of 243 amino acids.